AUGAAUCGACGCCAUGAAGAUUUGGUGGUAAGUCAAUCGGACCUCUUGGCAACCCACAACAUUCUGAAUGCAGAGUAUAGGGGUUUCUUUAUAUAUGUACUUAGUUCUAUUAGUUUGUUUGUAUGGAUCGGCUGGACCGUAAUUCCUGAACAUGUUCUUGAAAACUACCUUUAUAUAGAUUAUUAUCCUGAUAAGUACUGGACGGUGGCCAUACCGGCCUAUUCCUUGAUGCUCAUGGUGUACAUAUACAUUGGAAUGGCCCUUUAUAAUACGGAAGUCUUGACAUUUGCAAUUGACGAUGUGAGAAAUUUCGUGGACUCCUACACAUACAUGCCGGAACAAACCGUUCCUGGGAGUCGUUCCAAGUAUGAAAAAACUCUUGAUUAUGUAUGGAAAGCACCAUCUGGAGUGUGGGACUUGCCCAUUACUUUAGUGAACGAAGUACUAUAUACAGAUGAUAAUGACGAAUAG
Molecule: messenger RNA, 471 nt
Organism: Meyerozyma guilliermondii ATCC 6260
Lineage: Eukaryota; Fungi; Ascomycota; Pichiomycetes; Serinales; Debaryomycetaceae
Gene: GPI19
Product: phosphatidylinositol N-acetylglucosaminyltransferase
Exons: 1
Coding region: 1-471 (156 amino acids)
Source: RefSeq, a predicted model, not a curated record